Messenger RNA from Galendromus occidentalis (western predatory mite), 556 nucleotides. RefSeq lists its product as uncharacterized. The record is from RefSeq and is a predicted model, not a curated record. The transcript is spliced from 2 exons. NCBI's taxonomy places the organism in Eukaryota, Metazoa, Arthropoda, Arachnida, Mesostigmata, Phytoseiidae. The coding region runs from base 37 to 486 and encodes 149 amino acids.
GAAGAGCAUGAAGAAGGAGAUCGACUUUACUUCGAGAUGAAUAUCCCGAAGAAACUUCGGAACCUUCCAGCCAGCUUCGAGGCGAUGGAAGGCUCAGCUGUGCACCGUUGCCCGGAAGAGGUCAAUGCUGUGGUCUACGGCAUCCCCACAGCUUUCCGACAGAAUGGCGAUAUUGAGUGUCGAUUGCAACUGUCACUAUUUCAUCCGAUCCGAUGCAUGAUACCCUUGAAAAUACAGUGGCUCCGGGCGAAGAGCGUCGAUGGCACAGAGGAAUUUUUCUUCAAGACAGUCACGGGCAGCAUCGAUCAUCACAUGGGACUUCUCGGUAUCGAUGAAGAGGGUUUCAAGAAACUCGUCGACGGACUAGCAAUCGAUGAGGAAGAAUCGCAUUUCCGGAGUCGGCGCAAUCAAAAAGAUCUGAUAAAAUGUGUUGUCGACGGAUUGAUGGAGCUGAACCGAAAGUUCGCUUCGAUUCUUCUGGUGUGAAAUUUUGCCUGAUUAUGAUGCGAUCCUCAAAGGAGCGUCGGGAGUGAUUUCAGUCUACAAUGUACGCGGU